AUGGUGGAGUUGAGGAAGGUCCCUGAGAGAGAGUUAAUGGGGAGCAUUUUGAGGAGGGAGAGCACCGAAGCUUCUCUGCCGGUUCAUGUGAACAUUGGGAAGCUGGUGAGGACUGAAGAUGGACGGUACAUGGACACUGAGGACACAGAUCACGCUGCCAGGAGAAGACAGAUCGCCAACGCUAAAGAACGACUCCGGGUCCGGAGUCUGAACAGCAUGUUCUCCUACCUGAGACGAAUUGUACCUGUGAUGCCCCGGGACCGCAAACCCAGCAAGGUGGACAUGCUGAGGGCCGCGACCGAGUACAUCCGCCUGCUGUCCUCUGUACUCAGAGAUGAUACGGCUAACAACAGUGGAGGCGCAGAUAUGCUCCUGGAGAACGUGAGCCCAUAUUCACUUCCCGACAGUGGAUGCACCGACCUGUGGAGUGUGGAUGACGUGCUGGACUCGUUGUCUGGUCCGUCUCCGAGUGGAGGAAGUGCGAGCGCUCCAGUCGUUACCACAGCGGGUGUGGACGAGAUUGAUCUGAACUGCAUGGCCGUGCAGUGUACGGUUCCACUUUACAUCAUCCAGGUCGGCUGUGAUCACACUCUGGUUUACCAGACGAGAUAAAGACAUGAUUGCACAAGGAGACCAUCAAAAUAUGA
Molecule: messenger RNA, 647 nt
Organism: Trichomycterus rosablanca
Lineage: Eukaryota; Metazoa; Chordata; Actinopteri; Siluriformes; Trichomycteridae
Gene: figla
Product: folliculogenesis specific bHLH transcription factor
Exons: 5
Coding region: 1-612 (203 amino acids)
Biological process (GO): regulation of transcription by RNA polymerase II; developmental process
Molecular function (GO): RNA polymerase II transcription regulatory region sequence-specific DNA binding; protein dimerization activity; DNA-binding transcription factor activity, RNA polymerase II-specific
Source: RefSeq, a predicted model, not a curated record